This is a messenger RNA of Acanthoscelides obtectus, 1018 nucleotides long. Lineage: Eukaryota; Metazoa; Arthropoda; Insecta; Coleoptera; Chrysomelidae. The record is from the annotation of a GenBank genome assembly.
GACAACAACGCGUGAUAUGCAAGAAGAACCACCGAGUGAAAGCAUUUCUAAGUGCAUCAUCCUCUCCAUUCGGUGAUAGCAAUCAGCGGUAUAAAACCUGCCACCCCAACAUGGUGGAUAAGCAUUUGACGCCGUUUCGGUUUGUGUGAUAGGUGCAUCAUGAAAGUAUUUGUGGUUUCCUCCCUGUUGUUAGCGAUCCAUUGCCAUGACGCGCUUUGCAAGAAGGACCGAUCUAGCAGAAGCAACUCCAAAAGGGGAAUAUUCGAUGAUUUUGGAGGAAGCCAUGAAAAUUACGUAGGAAACGGCCUAGCAUUUAGCAACGAAAACAGCAACGGAAAUGGAGGAAAUGGACCGUAUGGAGGGGGCUACAGUGGGAGUUACAGGGACAGCUAUGGAGCUGCUGUUGGGGGAGCUCAUGCAGUCCCUAACUCCAUAGCCCACACUUCUCAGGUUGCAGUUCCUCAGCAUUACCCGUUUGUUAUUCCUAAGAGAGUGCCGGUUGGUGUUCCACCAUCAGCAGUUGUACAGAUACCUAGACCAGUACAGAUUCCGGUGCAUGUACCCCAACACCUAGGCGUACCGCAACGCCCUAUCCCAGUGCCUGUGAGAGUAUCAGUAGUACCUCAACCUCUUCCACAAGUUCCUCCUCCACCGCACUACCAAGCACCUCAACAGGGACCAUCGAGGGUACCGAAGACCAUCAUCCACGAACAAUACCCUCACUACCCGGUGUCCCAACAUCAGCCCAUUCAGUACCAGGGUGGACACGAUGGAGGUUAUGAGAGUGGGUAUGAGGAAGGGUACCAGGGGCAUUAUGGGGGCGGAUAUGGACAUGAAGGAGUUAGCUAUGCGACCUCAGUUUUCCACCAGAAUCCACACGGCGGGUAUAGUGGCCACCAUCACUAUCCAGGAGGUGCAACCAGCUACUCUUCUGUAUACAAACAGUAAACAGCAAUUUUAUUUGAAUGCCAAAUAUCUCUUUUGUACAAUACUGUUGUAUUUACUGAUAGGAUAGACA